This is a messenger RNA of Botrytis cinerea B05.10, 1561 nucleotides long. RefSeq lists its product as hypothetical. The record is from RefSeq and is a predicted model, not a curated record. NCBI's taxonomy places the organism in Eukaryota, Fungi, Ascomycota, Leotiomycetes, Helotiales, Sclerotiniaceae. Bases 147 to 1490 code for a protein of 447 amino acids. The transcript has a single exon.
GAAUUAUAAAAAUAUAAUUAUAUAUAUAUAAAAGACCCUAAAAACCCUAAAUUUGAGUUAAUACCAGAUAAAACGUUAAUAUCAGGUGUAUAGGAGUUAGGUGUAUAGUAGUUAGUGUAACGGGCUUGGAAGAACUUGAACGAAAUAUGACAUCUCUAACCACAUCAAUCGAAAUUUGUGGCAAUAACGUACAGAAAUUGGAACAAGAAUCCGGAGAGAAUAUAAAAUCCGGUGUUACGGCACUGGAUGGACUUCAUCAAAAUUUCCAAUCACUGAUGGCAUCAAUCCAAACUUGCGUUGACAAUAUGAGGAAAAUAGAAAAAACAACAAUCUCAAACAUAAAUUCCAGAACGAAGGAAUGGGAUCAAUUGAAUGAGAACGUUAGAUCAACUAGUAAUAUUUUAGAGGAAGUCCAAGAAAAGGUCGAAAACAACACGUCUAAUCUUACCAAAUGUUUCGAUAACCUCGAGGGGAUCACUAAAAACCUUUCCUCAAAUGAGGGACGAUUGACAACUGCGGAGUCCGAUAUCAUCAACCAUUUGACCGAAGCAAGUGCAGACCUUACUAAAAGCACUACAGCAAUUGAGGGAAUUAAAGAAACAAUAAACACCUAUUCUAGAACAAUGGAGAAUUCGAACAUUGCCCUUCAUACAUUGAAUACCCAGAUGGAGAAUGAACUUAAGACAAUCUGUGAGGAGAGUACUAAAGUUAGACUCGAUCUUGGAAUAAAGAGAAUUGAUCAGGGGAAGUUAAUUUGGCAGUUCAUCGGAGAAAAGUUCGAAACUGGAUACGAAAAAACAUGUAAAGAUAUAUCAGGAGUUUCUGAACUGAUAAAAACUUUGAUGAAUAGCAAGAAAUUUCAGCAGACGGUAGAUGGAGGAGAAAUACGGGUGACGGAGGUACCACAGGGGGUGGCACAGAACGCGGCAUUGGAGAGUGGGGAUGGAGAAGAAGUGGGACAAGGCUUACCAUCCGAAAUUUCCGAUAAAAGACCUCGAUCAAACGGUGAUGAUACCGAGACCCCAGGCUCAGCAAAAAGGCGUUGCAAUAACGAACGUCAGUCCUCCGAUAUAGAGGCUCGAUGGAUAUCUAUAUUUAUCGAUGGACCGGCUGGUCUAAAGCAAAAGAAAAGUAAAUCGCUGGCUUCCAGUCAAAUUCCAACUGGUAUUCAAGAUCUCAUUCAUGACAGAAGAACGAAAAUCAGAACCAGGCCGGAUAACGUUGAUUUCAACAAAGAUAGGCCUCGAUUUUGUUUUAUGUCUCAAUAUUAUCCAUCUUGUGAAUGGCCAGAAUCAAUUAACAUGCCGCGUGGAAAGAGUAAGAAAGAUAGGGAUGCUUUAAUAAGGUGGUGGGAGGAUAAAUGGGUUAAUCAGGAAACUACAAUGUGUCCUCGGUGUUUGUGGAAAGAAAAAGAGGGGAAGGAGCACGGCGCCACAUGCUUUUAUUUUACCGAUGUUAAAAACGUUAUGAUUUUUGAGAAAGGUGAUUGAAUUUACAUUGGCUCUAGUAUGUUGCUUUCAGACAAGUAUUUGUAAAGUUUAUAAUUUCAAUACAAAAUCUA